Cucurbitaria berberidis CBS 394.84 is the source of this 1659-nucleotide messenger RNA. RefSeq lists its product as uncharacterized. The coding region runs from base 1 to 1659 and encodes 552 amino acids. The transcript has a single exon. The record is from RefSeq and is a predicted model, not a curated record. NCBI's taxonomy places the organism in Eukaryota, Fungi, Ascomycota, Dothideomycetes, Pleosporales, Cucurbitariaceae.
AUGAUCAAAGUCUCCACUCUUGAGUAUCCCGACACAAUCCCUCUCUCGACUCGCGCCAACAUACGCAUACACCCCCCUCGCGAAUGCGAUCCGGAAUGGACUUCCAAAAACAAAGGCCCGGGAGACACGCUACCCUCUUUCCCGGCCCUCAUUUCGCUCCCCAAUCCUCUGGCCAAUCCUGCAUUGUACGCUGCUGCUGCUGAUACUAUUCGCAUCUCCAACUGGCGCUUCAAAGAGCAUGCCCCUUACACGCAAGUUCUAAAGGAGGAACACGUGAAGCAACUAGCGAAGGGCUGGAGGCUGAUGUAUCCCGAUGAGGUGAAGUACCCAUUUCCGCCAGAUCUACGAACACUGUACGUCAAGACUGACGACAAACACCCCGCACCGGCGGAAGGAGGGCUUCCUUUAUGGACGCAAGCAUGCGAGGAGUUUCAGGAGAUGAAUGGCUUCGAAAAGCCUGCGUUUCUGAGCAAGACGCGUGCGCAGCACAAUCGCGAGAACGAACUUGAUGGACAUGGUAUUGAAAAGGCCGAAAAGUUGUAUCUGCGCAUCUUCAAACGCUACUUGGUUUGGAAGGAGCAUGCUGAGAAGGAGGACGAGAGGCAUGAUCAGCAACCAACGCGUAAGGAGCUGCAGGAUUUCUUUGCAAAGGCCGAGGUUCAAAAGAAUGGAGCAACGUUGGCGGAUAUCUGCCAGAGUUUUCCGGAAGCGAAAGAUAUCGAGAUGCUGGUUUUCCGCAUCGAGGGCGUUGCGGUGUACACAGACAAGCCUGACGAGGAAGGAGACCCUGUUGAGAGUGUAUACAUGCCCAAACCUGCCCCAACCAAGGACAAGAUUGAAGAAGUGGUCAUGGCAGCACUCACUGAACACGGUGCAAUUUCUUUGGAAAAACUCCUGAAGCUAAUCUAUCCGCUUGGCUUUGGUCACGAGCAAGCCUUCGCAGCCGUCAUCAAGAAACUAGCAAAGCCAACUCUGACAGGGGACAAUUUUGCCCUCGAGUCAUCACCAAGUCCAUCAGCCGCGCAAAUCCGUUCGAUCCUGUCCCCGGUAAAUGGACUUACCUUUAAAUAUCUCGUUCAAUCCUUUUCCGGCCGCCUCCUAGAAGAGUCCGCACUACUAGCACCACUGAGCGAGGCCGCAUACCAAGACACCGACGGUCUCUGGUACCUACGCCUUAUUGAGACCAACGGUGAGGUUGUUAUGGACGAGGGGCUGAAUAGGCAGUAUCGCGCCAUAGAACGUCUCCAUCACAUGAUCAACAAUUCUCGACUGGAAUUGGUGCACUUGCUGAACGAUGUUGUGGUCUGGGACUCGAAUACUGGGCGGUAUAUGAAGAAGGCCAAGACGCCGGAAGCCAUCGAGAUCUACCGGGAGGUGGUAACAACGCCCAUCCCAUCGCCAAGCCCAACUGAGGUCGGCACUCCUCCACCACAACCACCACCUUCCCCCGAAGGCAGGGCAAACCAGAGUAGGGGUAAGCGCAAGCACGUAGAGGAGGAUAAGCCUAAGCAGCUGUCGAAGAAGACCAAGCGCCAGCCACAAGGGGAUGAUGACACCAUACUGGUGCGAUGCAAUGGUGUGACCCAGCAGAUGAGGCAGUGCAAGAAGAAGCAGCGUCGCCCGAGGGGUGAGACCUUUAACUGUGGCAAGCACAAGUAG